AUGGAGAGCAAAGAUGAGAAGUCGAUGUUCUAUGAUAAUGCAACCAUAAUCAUAGGUAUCGCUAUAGCUGUUGGAGCAGUCGUAGGUCUAGCAUCGUGGCUUUGUUCGAGCUCGAAAGAGAAGAUGAUGAAGGCUCCUGGAAAAGAUGGUUACAUUCCCAGGAAUGCUUUCAAAAACAACCCAAAAGGCUACUUCAAGGAUUUACGUAAGAAAUGA
Messenger RNA from Arabis nemorensis, 216 nucleotides. Lineage: Eukaryota; Viridiplantae; Streptophyta; Magnoliopsida; Brassicales; Brassicaceae. The record is from the annotation of a GenBank genome assembly.